Molecule: messenger RNA, 3250 nt
Organism: Bombus terrestris (buff-tailed bumblebee)
Lineage: Eukaryota; Metazoa; Arthropoda; Insecta; Hymenoptera; Apidae
Gene: Sp1
Product: transcription factor Sp9
Exons: 4
Coding region: 444-2516 (690 amino acids)
Biological process (GO): regulation of transcription by RNA polymerase II
Molecular function (GO): DNA-binding transcription factor activity, RNA polymerase II-specific; RNA polymerase II cis-regulatory region sequence-specific DNA binding
Source: RefSeq, a predicted model, not a curated record
UUCCCUGGGUUCCGCCCAGCAAGCUCUGCCCCUUUUUUGCCCGGGGGCCGAAGUCCUGCUCGCUUCCCUACUACCAUUCCCCUGUCUGGUCGGGGCAAAGCCGAUCGGAUAGCCGGCAGUCUGUCACGGGGCGAAGAACGGGAACCACGUUAACCGGUUUGCCCGACGCACCACGACGUUUCCGAUCCACUCGCUUUUUUAUCCAGCCGACGGCCGCGGACACUGCCUCCGAGGCCUGCGACUUUUCCAAUCUUCCUUUCAACCAACGAAUUCCAGUUUCGAAUCAUCGAACCGUCGGUGAACGCAAGUGAAGUGUGCACAUUGGACAGAGAGAGACUCGAUAUUUGAGAAAAAGAUAACCGCGUCGUUCGUCGAACUCGCCGAAGAACAGCAGACAGGAUUCCGCGAAUUGACGAGUAUAGACGUUGAUACGCGUCAACGAGAUGUUGACUGACAUGACACCGGCUGCGGCUGGCCAACUUUAUCCGCAGCUACAGUCGAUCGCCAAGUCACCGGUGCACGGACAUGUGGAUCAUCCGGGUUUACGAGGUACACCGUUGGCGAUGCUCGCGGCUCAGUGCAACAAAUUGAGCAGCAAGAGUCCACCGCCUUUGGCCGACGCAGCGGUGGGCAAAGGUUUCCAUCCGUGGAAGAAGAGUCCGCAGAGCAGUGGCAGCUCGCCGCAGCACUCCGCUGGAAGCGGAGGAGGUGGAUGCACAACGACCGGAGUCAGUCAAAGACCGGCGGCGACGAGCAGCGCCGGCAGCACGACCGGCGGCUACGCGAGAGCGCCGGUGACUUCCUGCGCGUCGACCGCGCCUCAAUACGGCAGCGACCUGUACUUUCCUGGAACAGCGAGCGCCCAACCGGCCGGCGAUCCGCAUCAUCAUCAAAGCAGCCUGCUCGGAAAGGUCGAGGGAGCGACCUUGGGCUCGGUGUACGGCCGACAUCCGUACGAGUCGUGGCCGUUCAACGCGAUGCCGGGCGCGACACACGGCGGUAUCAAAGCGAGCGACGGUUGGUGGGACGUUCACGGGGCCGCGACAGCCGGCGGAUGGCUGGACGUAGGCAGCACGGUCGGCGUCGGUGUGCAUGCCGCGCAAAUGGCCAACUACUCGGCCGACUACUCGACGAGCCUAGCGCUCGCGGGCAAUCAUUUGCUGACCACCGCGACCACCGCCGGCCACAAUCUCCUUCAAGACACGUACAAAUCGAUGUUGCCGGGAGGCCCUCCCGGGUUCGGGCUCCACCAUCACGCGGCCGCGACGGCGAGCGCGAGCGCCGGUGCCGGUAGCCCUCAGGGGAGCGGCGGCGGCGUCGGCGUUGGGGCAGGCGGCGUUAGCCAAGCCCCGUCGCCGCGCUCCCAAAGACGCUACACCGGACGUGCGACCUGCGACUGUCCGAAUUGUCAAGAAGCCGAGAGACUCGGUCCGGCCGGCGUACAUCUCAGGAAGAAGAACAUCCAUAGCUGUCACAUACCCGGCUGCGGUAAGGUCUACGGGAAAACGUCGCAUCUGAAGGCCCACUUACGGUGGCACACUGCGGCACCUUCGAACCCACACCGGCGAAAAGAGAUUCGCCUGCCCGGUCUGCAACAAGCGGUUCAUGCGCAGCGACCAUCUCGCGAAGCACGUCAAGACCCACAGCAGCAGCAGCAGCAGCAGCGGCAGCAAGGGCAAGGGGGGAGCGGGGAGCUCGUCAGCCGAGUCCUGCUCAGACAGCGAGGACAACGGGAGUCAGCAGAGUCCCACUUCCAGCUCGGUGCCGCCGCAGCCGCAGCCGCCGCCGCCGCCGCAGCAGCAGCAGCAGCAGCCACCGCAGCAACCGGCCCAACCGGCUCAGGCCCAGCACCAGCAGCAGCAGCAGCAGCAGCAGCAGCAGGCUCUGGUGGCGGCGGCGGCGGCGGCAGCGGCAGCGGCAGCGGCGGUGGCGGCGGGCCAGGACACCACCAACAACACCACAUCCCAGACCACCACCACCACCAGUCUCGGCCAUCAGCCGACAACGCCCAUGACCCCAAUACAGAUGACCCCUCCACCUCUGACCCCACACCAUCCCCACCACCCGCAUCUCCCUCCUCUAAUGCACCAUCCGCAUCAUCACGCAACCUCCGUCCCGGCGGCGGCCCACCACCCGCACGCGGGGAUGAGCAUGCACUGAGCCCGGUGGGGCCCGGAGCCGGUGCCUGCAGUUCCGCUGCCGCAACGGCCCUGGGCUCCCCCCUAUCCUACCCCCUCAACCUGAACCUCGUCCAGAAUCACGCCGCUGCUCACCAGACCAUCGCUCACCAUCAUGCCACCUCCAGCUCUGCCUCCGCAAACACCGCUCCUACCCAUCACCAACACCAGAACCAUCAUCACCAUCACCAUCAUCACCACCAUCACCAUCAACACCAACACCAACAGCAACAGCACUCGCGUCAAAGUAAUUCCUAUUCCGUGCAACAGAAUCCUGGCACGCCGGGGACCGCGCAGACUCCCUCACCCUCGUCCCCCGCGCCUGUACAUAGUCUCUAGGUUGACGCGUCGCCACUCUACUACUAAGCCCUUCGUUCCAUCGGCCGCCCAUUCUCUACCGCCCCUGCUACCUGUAUUUUCCCUCUCGGUAGAUCGGGCAGCGAUCCUCUCGAACGGUGCUUCGACUAAACGACGCUCGUUCCCCCCGACCUUUCGACUUUUCACGCUGUUCAUCGAAUCCGAUUUCAUUCGAUUCUUCGUCUUUCCGCUCGAACGAGUCUCUCUCUGUACAGUCGCGAUCGCUGCCUCGUCCACCGAUUCUCUUCUUCUCUCUCCCUCGUCCCCUUUUGCCCACAGUUCGAGCCUUCACCCACGCACCCGAGAUACUUACCGACUCUCCGUUACUUGUAAAUACUUAUACAUAGCGCGUGAGAAAGAUAUUAUAUUAAUUAUGCGGUGUAAUGUUAAGCGGUGUAAAAAAAAUUCUAUAUAACGCACUGUCGUCCUGUAUCAUACACUGAUACGUUCGUAGACACACACCCAUACACACACGCCUGCACACACACAUACACACCUACACACAGCCACGUACACACAUACACACGCGCAGAACAAUUAAAGAAAAUGCAUGAAAGACGUGUUGGGCGCGUGUCGUAUCGUUCUCGUGUUUGUCUUCAACCCCCCCUAGAAUUUUGGGGGGCGUGCGAUCAGAAAACUGACUCAACGAACGUCGCGCGUACGAUUCUCGAAUCGUACAGCAUUCACAGAAUUUGCUCCGAGCAGGUUCCAAACGU